AUGAAUCUAAGCGACGAGGAACAGUGCAAGGCCGAGCACCAUCGCAAGCCAAACGGUGCACGCACACGGAAGAAAAUUAGGACUAUAAGGAAGAAACGGAGUGAGUCCAGCUUCAGCAGUACAGAACAUGUACAAGUUCGGAUGUCCAUUGCAAGCGAUGCCUUAGACCCUAAGCCAUCCGAGGUAAAUUCAGACGAAGAAGUGAAUAUGGACGUUAGUUAG
Molecule: messenger RNA, 222 nt
Organism: Sphaeroforma arctica JP610
Lineage: Eukaryota; Ichthyosporea; Ichthyophonida
Exons: 1
Coding region: 1-222 (73 amino acids)
Source: RefSeq, a predicted model, not a curated record